AUGACGACGACCCCUGCGAUUCGGAUCCCCUUCACCGGGCCAUUACCACCAGCUAUCAUCGUCCCACCGUCCGCCAGGGCCAUUGCGGGGGCGAUCGACGCUGUGAGCGCCUUCCUCACCGCGCCACCCUCCCUCCAUCUCCGGGGCGUCGAUGUGGGCAGGCAUUCCCAGACAGUCCUCCUGACCGGCGCAGGGAUAUCUGUCGCAUCAGGCCUGUCGGACUAUCGCGGGGAACAGGGCACCUACCGACGAAACAAGUCCUACCGGCCAAUCUAUUUCCACGAAUUCGCGACGCGCCAUGAAUCGCGCAAGCGAUACUGGGCACGCAGCUUUGUGGGUUGGCCGGGGCUCGUGAGAGCAAAGCCCAAUUCCACUCACUGGGCCAUUCGAGAUUUAGGUGCGAAGGGCUAUAUCAGCUCCGUCGUGACGCAGAAUGUCGACUCGUUCCACUCCCUAGCCCAUCCCGACCUUUCUACGUUGGAACUACAUGGAUAUCUGCGAUCCGUGGAAGGGAUUGAAGCUGAACCCGGACGGCGAUGUCGACCUGCCGAAGGCUCCAUAUUCGACCUUCCGAUAUCCGUCCUGCUCAACCUGCUUGGAGAAGCCCCCACCUUGAAAGACGGCACAAAGGCCCGGGUAGAGGUCGAGAGCGACGGCGCAUGGCUGCCGACAUCCACCGCCGGUAUUUUGAAACCGGCGGUGACCAUGUUUGGCGAGAACAUCGAUCCGACAGUGAAGGCAGCGGCGGAAGAGGCGAUCGACGACGCUGGGCGUUUGCUGGUGCUGGGCAGCAGUCUCGCCACUUACUCUGCCUGGCGCCUAGUUGAACGGGCGCACAAGCGAGGCAUGCCCAUCGGCAUCAUCAACGUCGGGGGUGUGCGAAGUGAGGCCAUGCUCUUUGGCCAGUUGGGCUCGGACCCAGACCCAAGCGCCCAUGUUCGCUGCAGCCAUCCCGCCCAGUCGAUCCUCCCGACCGUGGCCGCGGACCUGCCCAUUCAUCGUCUUUGA
Penicillium canariense is the source of this 1008-nucleotide messenger RNA. RefSeq names its product putative SIR2 family histone deacetylase. The transcript has 2 exons. Gene Ontology annotation, molecular function: NAD+ binding. The record is from RefSeq and is a predicted model, not a curated record. Bases 1 to 1008 code for a protein of 335 amino acids. Lineage: Eukaryota; Fungi; Ascomycota; Eurotiomycetes; Eurotiales; Aspergillaceae.